Canariomyces notabilis is the source of this 1867-nucleotide messenger RNA. RefSeq names its product putative sphingosine-1-phosphate lyase. The annotation marks the transcript as partial. The record is from RefSeq and is a predicted model, not a curated record. The transcript has 3 exons. Gene Ontology annotation, cellular component: endoplasmic reticulum. Gene Ontology annotation, biological process: sphingolipid catabolic process; carboxylic acid metabolic process. Lineage: Eukaryota; Fungi; Ascomycota; Sordariomycetes; Sordariales; Chaetomiaceae. Gene Ontology annotation, molecular function: pyridoxal phosphate binding; sphinganine-1-phosphate aldolase activity.
GCAGCUUCCGAGGCUCCAUAGCUGUCCCGCGCAUCCCGAAGCCCGAACCUCAGGUGUUCUUGUCGUUACCUAAUUCCCGUCCCAAUGUUGCCAGCGGAUCCGGGUUUGUAGAUUCAUUCCAUGCCAUUAUUCCUCAACCGCGACCGGGAGGUAGUGUAAAAAUGACCGGAACGUCGCGCCUGCCCGUGAGCCUCAGAGAAGGCUUCAACAGUGUCAGGAAAAGGUCCCAGGCCAGCAAUCCGCUGGCCAUGCUGAACAUGGAUCUAAUACGAAACAUCGUCUUCUUCCUAUUUCUUCUCCGAUGGACGCGCCGGGUGCUGUGGAAGCUCAAAGGCCGCGGCCUGCUGGGCACUCUGAUCGAGGCCUACGUCGACGUGCGCCGCCUACUAUACGGCUGGUUCCUGGGGAUGCCCGGCGUGCGGACGCAGGUGCGCAAGCAGGUAGAUGAGGCCAUCUCCAAACUGCAGACGAAGUUGGUCCCAGCAAAUGCCACGCGGUACUUGACUCUGCCCAAAGAAGGCUUGGCCGAGGAUGCCCUGCGCAAGGAGCUCCAUGCGUUGGCCAGCAUGGACCACACGCGCUGGGAGGAUGGCUAUGUCUCGGGUGCCGUCUACCACGGAGAGGAGGACUUGCUGAGGUUACAGACUGAGGCAUAUGGCAAGUUUACCGUGGCGAAUCCGAUUCACCCGGAUGUAUUUCCCGGUGUGAGAAAGAUGGAGGCAGAGGUUGUGGCCAUGGUGCUUAGCCUGUUCAAUGCACCGCCCGGCGCCGCCGGCGUGACCACCAGCGGCGGCACCGAGAGUAUCCUGAUGGCUUGCCUGAGCGCGCGGCAAAAAGCCUACGUGGAGCGAGGCGUCACAGAACCGGAGAUGAUCCUACCCGAAACCGCGCACACAGCCUUCCGCAAAGCAGGCGAAUACUUCAAAAUCAAAAUCCACAUGGUCUCCUGCCCCGCCCCAUCCUACCAAGUCGACAUCCGGCGCGUAGCACGCCUGAUCAACAGCAACACGGUCCUCCUCGUUGGCUCCGCCCCGAACUUCCCGCACGGCAUCAUAGACGACAUCUCCGCGCUCUCCAAACUCGCCCUCAAAAGACGCAUCCCCCUCCACGUAGACUGCUGCCUAGGCUCCUUCCUGGUCCCCUUCCUCGACAAAGCCGGGUUCGAAACCGUCCCCUUCGACUUCCGCCUCAAAGGCGUCACCUCCAUCUCAUGCGACACCCACAAAUACGGCUUCGCGCCCAAGGGCAACAGCACGGUGCUGUACCGCAAUCAAUCUCUGCGUUCCUACCAGUACUUCAUCGACCCCUCCUGGUCCGGCGGCGUGUACGCCUCCCCCGGCAUGGCCGGGUCCCGCCCGGGCGCUUUGAUCGCCGCGUGCUGGACGAGUCUGAUGUCCGUCGGCGAAGCAGGGUAUUUGGCUGCCUGCACGGAGAUUGUUGGCACAACGAAGAAACUCAUGGACCGCAUCCGUACCUCCCCGGCGCUCAACGGCGAGCUGGAGAUCCUGGGCAACCCCCUCGUCAGCGUCAUCGCCUUCCGCGCGACGACGCUGAAUGUCUAUGAUCUGGCUGACGCCAUGACGGCCAAGGGAUGGCAUCUUAAUGCGCUGCAGAACCCGCCCGCGCUGCAUGUUGCUGUUACCCUGCCGCUUGUGAAGGUGUGGGAGCGGCUUGCGGCGGAUUUGGAGAGUGCGGUAGAGGCGGAGCGCGAAAAGGAACGCGCCCGUCUUGUGGAGGGGAAGAAGGCCAAGGGCCAGGCGCCGGGGGACGCGGCGGCGCUGUAUGGUGUUGCGGGGAGCUUGCCGAAUAAGAGUGUGGUGGUGGAUUUGGCGAAGGGGUUUUUGGAUUUGUUGUACAAGGCGUGAUU